UAUUGCACAGUACAUGCUUUGACGUGAGUGAAAUGGAUGUGUGGAGGACUCUGCCUCCGUGCAUGCAUUUGGCUUUGCUCUUUUUCUUCAUGCAUUUUGAAAGUGUGUCAACAUUCGAGCUUACAUUGCUACACACCAACGAUGCUCAUGCUCGGAUUGAGGAGAAUAGUAGAGAGUCGGGUAAAUGUAGCCCAGGUAGUCCUUGUUUUGGCGGAGUGGCCAGGAGGUUCACAAAAAUAGCAGACAUCCGGAGCAAAGAACGGAAUGUGUUAUUGCUGGAUGCUGGCGAUCAGUUUCAGGGUACUGUCUGGUUCAACUACUACAAAGGGGAGGAAGCUGCGUAUUUCAUGAACAAGCUUGGAUAUGAUGCGAUGGCAUUUGGAAACCAUGAGUUUGACAAUGGAGUGGAGGGCCUGCUCCGCCCUUUUCUGCAGAAGGUGAACUUCACUGUUCUCAGUGCCAACAUCAAGGCAGAUGCAACACUCGCCCCAACUAUCAAUGGUUACUAUCAACCCUACACAACAUUCACGAUGGGCUCUGAAAUAGUGGCUGUGGUAGGUUACACCUCAGUGGAAACUCCAGUCUUAUCCUUACCAGGUCCACACCUGAUCUUUGAGGAUGAGAUCAAAGCCUUGCAGGUCCAGGUGGAUAAACUGAUCACUCUUGGUUACAAUAAGAUCAUCGCCCUUGGACACUCUGGAUUUGACGUGGAUAUAGACAUCGCCAAGCGAGUGAAAGGCGUGGACCUGGUCAUCGGCGGACACACCAACACUUUCCUCUACACAGGGAGUGUCCCAUCUUCAGAGGUGCCGACGGGUCCCUACCCCUUCAUGGUGAGGUCUGAGGACGGGAGAGAUGUCCCUGUGGUACAGGCUUUUGCCUUUGGGAAGUACCUGGGAUACCUCAAGUUGGUCUUCGAUAAAGCUGGGAACGUGCUGAAGGCGAAUGGGAAUCCCAUCCUGCUGGACAGCAGCAUAGCUCAGGAUCCAGGUAUCCUUGCUGAUGUUGACGAGUGGAAGAAGAACUUGGCCCAGUACUCGUCUCAGUACGUGGGGAAAACCCUGGUGUAUCUCAAUGGAACCUUCAAUGAGUGCCGGUUCCGAGAGUGCAACCUGGGGAACCUCAUCUGUGACGCAAUGAUUCAUCACAAUAUCAAGUAUGCAGAUGAGAUCCAGUGGAAUCACGUCAGUUUAUGUGUCCUGAACAGUGGAGGCAUAAGGACGGGAAUAGAUGAAAGUCACAAAAAUGGCACCAUCACCAUGGAGGAAGUUAUGUCAGUCUUACCAUUUGGGGGCACUUUUGAUCUGGUGCAGUUGAAGGGAUCAACCUUGAAAAAGGCAUUUGAAAACUCUGUCCGAAGAUACGGGAGCAGCAGAGGAGAAUUUCUUCAAGUUUCAGGAAUCCAUGUUGAAUACGACCUGUCACGGUCGGUGGGGGACCGUGUGACGUCCUUGAGCCUCCGCUGCUCUCAGUGCCGUGUGCCCAGAUACGAAUCCCUGGACCCAGACAGGCUGUACAAGCUGGUCCUACCAUCCUACAUCGCAGACGGAGGAGAUGGUUUUACCAUGAUUAAGGAGGAGAAACUGAAACAUGACACUGGUGAUCUGGACAUCUCGGUUUUCGCCAACUACAUCAAGGAGAUGAAGAGGGUGUACCCAACUGUGGAGGGCCGCAUCACGUUCAGAAACUCAUCCGUGGCGGCUGGGGCCAACUGUCUGACUUUGUUACUGCUAGGCCUGAUGUGGGCCCUAUCCACAAGUUUAUGAGAGAUUAUUUCCAGAAGAUCACAAUAUGGCAGGUUUCUGUGGUGAUGUGUCACAUAUUUAAACUUUUCUAAAAUGGCUGCUGUUUAUGAGAAAGAGUAUUAUACUAUUUCAAGAAAUAAUGUAUUUAUAUUUGCAUUACUACAGUAUAUGCAGGUACAUACAGGCAAGUGACACAAAAACUGUCAAUUACUUUGUUUUGUCACUUUUAUAGAGUCAUGUAUAUUUUGUAUUUUAUUGUUGUUGCAAUUUAGUCGUAUUGAUUGACAUAUUUGUGAAAGUUAAUGAAAGCAAAAUAUUUUAGGUUAAAACCUUUUGAUACUCUCAGAGCCCUAAAAGAUUUAGUAGAUGAUGUGUAUUUUGCAUGCAGGAUAUACAGCAGAGUGCCUUCAGAAAGUAUUCAUACCCCUUGACUUCUUCCACAUUUUGUUGCAUUCCUGCCUGAAUUUAAAAUGAAUUAAAUAGAUUAAAUCAAGGGGUAUGAAUACUUUCUGAAUGCACUGUACAGUAAGUCUGACUGUUCUGUGUGUUCGGGGGAGCUGUUGAGUUUCCACUGAAGUGAUGACAGUUCCGAUGAAGGAAUCUAAAGAAUUCUCACCAUUUAGCUCUAAGGCAAGCCAAAUAAUACCAUGGAAAAACCCAUGGCAUUAAAACAUCACUAUUUCCAAGUCUUUCCGGAAAGGCAGGACUGCAAGCUGCCAAUGACAGCGGCAGAGUGCAGACUAAAAAUGACUCAUGGCUCUGAACAUGCGCAUGUUUACUUCAUGAUAAUUAUAGGCCUAUAAGGGCACAAGGCGAGACCCAAAUGCAGACACAGGAGGCAAAUGGUAGAGCUCCGAUAUGUAUUAUAACAAAGGGAGUAGGCAAAGGCAGGUCGGGGACAGGCGAGAGUUCAUAACCCGGGUCAGACUCCAAACAGUCAGAAACCAGAUCGAGUCCAAAACAGUACAAGGGGAUAGGAAGGAUGUUGGUCAGAACAAGCAGAGUGGUCAGGCAGGCGGGUUCGGAGGCAGUACAGGCAAGGGUCGAAACCAGGAGGACUAGAAACAAACAGAGACUGGGAAAAAUAGGAGCUUGGAAAACCGCUGGUUGACUUGGCAAACUAGAGGAACUGGCACAGUGAGACAGGAAACACAGGGAUAUAUACACCGGGGAUAAUAAGCGACACCUGGAGGGGGUGGAGACAAUCACAAGGACAUGUGAACCAGAUCAGGGUGUGACAAGGCCAGACAAGAAACGAUAUGGGGAGGUUUACAAAAGCAGCGACCAAGUUUGAUUAAUGAGUCUUCAGACAUUUUUCUUUUAUUAUCACAAUCAUGUUCAGUCACAUCCCCUUUUCAGUAUUAUUGUUUUAUGAAUCAGUAAAAAUGAUCACAAGUGCAGCGGUAUGAGUGGUUUAAGUGCUGUAUAUACAGUUUAUUCCAACAACAUGCAGCAGAUGAAGCAGAGACUAAAGCCAGACAAUCCUCUUGCCACGUCCAUGGAGCCAUGUUAGAAGCAGUCUCCUGCUGUCCCUGCUGCUGGUUGAAAACCCCCCCACAUCAAAUCCACAUGUACAAUGUAUGUAUUAACACUGAAGGCUGUAAAGCCCAAACAUCUGUGUAUGCUGAUGCAGUGAAAAUAAUAAAAAACAUUGAAUAAUGAA
Messenger RNA from Oncorhynchus masou masou (cherry salmon), 3408 nucleotides. RefSeq names its product snake venom 5'-nucleotidase-like. Gene Ontology annotation, molecular function: nucleotide binding; 5'-nucleotidase activity; metal ion binding. Gene Ontology annotation, cellular component: plasma membrane. Gene Ontology annotation, biological process: AMP catabolic process. The record is from RefSeq and is a predicted model, not a curated record. The coding region runs from base 33 to 1766 and encodes 577 amino acids. The transcript is spliced from 8 exons. Lineage: Eukaryota; Metazoa; Chordata; Actinopteri; Salmoniformes; Salmonidae.